Molecule: messenger RNA, 1059 nt
Organism: Colletotrichum siamense
Lineage: Eukaryota; Fungi; Ascomycota; Sordariomycetes; Glomerellales; Glomerellaceae
Exons: 4
Coding region: 1-1059 (352 amino acids)
Source: RefSeq, a predicted model, not a curated record
AUGAUUUGCGACUCCCAGACACAGUCCGCUUUCGUUAGUCGUCUGCCGCGCGAGGUUCGCGAUGCUGUCUAUUUCCAACUGUGGCGCUCAUGCGGUCUUCGCCAGCAUAUUCUAUGGCAUGGCGCCGCGGAGGACAAGCACUUCUGUCGAUGGUCGUGCACUACGGAGUAUCAGGUCAAGGACGAACUACAACGCGACAUUGAGAAGAUGAGAGAAAAGCUCGGAGUCUCGCUGGGCCAGGAGAUAGUGCGAGACCGGCAUGACAACGCGCCACGAUACUGCAGACGACUGCAAUCUCCAUGGAUGAAUCAUUGGCUCUGUGGCGAGCGCGCAUUCGAAAAGCACGGUGUUUCAGCUAUCCGUGGAUCCAGCACCACGACAAUUGUCUGCUGGAAAACAGAGAGGAAGGUUACGCCCCAUCGACCGUGGGCAACCGCAUACAUUCCUAUGCUAUUGUCGUGCAAGGUCAUCUCUACUGAGUGCCUUCAAUCCAUAUACGAAUCGACAACGUUCAUAUUCACCGAUCUGGCGACAGUCCAAAUGUUCUUUGGCGCCUGCGCCAUACACCCAGCGAUGAAGACGGCUAAGAUGGGGGUAACGCCCCCGGCGCUUUUCAACCAUGCCCGAAGCUUGGAACUGUCUCUAAGUCCGGACUUCCCGGCGCUGCUGAUGUGUGCUAAUUACGACCUCCCUGGUAUCCCUCGUCGCCACGACGUUUACGACUUCCAUUGGCUGCGGUUCGACAAGUUCAAGAAUUUAAAAAACGUUUGCAUAUGGAUUGCAGCGCGAUCCCUCACUUGCGGCAUUGAAGCUAACAGUAGCUUCUGCGGCAUCAAGGAGUUCGACGUCCAGGGGUUGAAGGACAUGUUAUCCUCAUUCAAGACUAUCGAAUCCGUCACGCUGAGUACACCGCUGAGCCAAAGGAUCGGCCCUCAAGAGGGCUAUGUGGAUAUUGGUGCAGCGCCCGGUAGCUGGAUUGCGUAUUCGAUGGACUCAUUCAUACCCACCCCACACAGGAAGUUCAACUUGCACGCAGAGAUGGCACUUAUGAAGUCAUGA